AAUUAAAUGAUAAUUAGUUACUAUAUAAGUAUCUUACCAGCAUAUACUUGGGUAUAGUUUCGAGAUGAAUUUAUUACUGCUGAUUCUUGUUGUAACUCUUGGUUUUGUGGCCACCGAGGAGGAGCCAGGAGCUAUUGAAUUACUUGAUCAUAGAAUUGUUGGUGGUAGAAAUGCCAGUAUUUGUGAUUAUCCAUAUCAAGCUUCUGUUCAAUACUUGGGAAGACAUAUUUGUGGAGGAGUUAUAAUAGGACCUAAAUGGGUUAUUACUACUGCCCGUUGUCUCGUGAGAUUUGACGUCAGAGAUUUAAAAGUCAGGGUUGGUAGUUCGUAUUGGGCUUUUGGUGGCCAAUUAAUUAAUAUAAGAAAAACGUAUAUACAUCUUAUGUACAAUGUUUCGGGGUUGGAUUACGAUAUAGGCCUUACAGAACUUGAUGGUGAAAUUAAGGUUCCUUGUGCUAGACCCGUAACUUUGCCCAACCCAAAUACCCCAAUUUUUCCAGGUUCCAAUGGAGUUGUAACUGGCUGGGGUAGAACAAUUGAAGGAGGAUCCCUAUCCUCUCAACUUCAAGUUUUAUAUCCUUUUCCAAUUCUGUCUCCACAAGUAUGUUGUAGGGCUUAUGGCUGUCCUCCGUUCACAGAAAGAAUGGUAUGUGCUGGAAUAAUAGAAGGAGGUAAAGGAGUAUGCCACGGAGACUCUGGUAGUCCUUUGGUUGUUAACAAAGUGUUAAUUGGUCUUGUUUCCUGGGGAUAUGGAUGUGCAAGACCAAAUUAUCCUGGUGUAUUUACCAAUGUAGCUGCUUUUAUCUCUGACUUUGCUAAAAUUUCUGGAAUUCAGAUAGAACCAAAACAUGAAUAAUAUUAAUUUAGACAUUUAGGUACAUUGUUGGGUUGUUAUUGUUAUUAUAUUAAAGUAGUUGCUGUAA
Messenger RNA from Aethina tumida (small hive beetle), 923 nucleotides. RefSeq names its product trypsin-2-like. Lineage: Eukaryota; Metazoa; Arthropoda; Insecta; Coleoptera; Nitidulidae. The record is from RefSeq and is a predicted model, not a curated record. The transcript is spliced from 3 exons. Gene Ontology annotation, biological process: proteolysis. The coding region runs from base 65 to 856 and encodes 263 amino acids. Gene Ontology annotation, molecular function: serine-type endopeptidase activity.